GCUGAUCCCAUAAUUUCUGCCAAUGAAGGCCAGCUAAUUUCUGCCUUAUAAGUUGACCAAGGUCUAUCAAUUCAAUACAUUCACGUUUUAGUACAAUUUCAAACAAUGAUUAUUCUACAGAACUCUCAAGGCUGAUUGUCAAUGCGACACCUGUGUAGUUGAUCAUAUUUCCGAAAUAUUUCGAAAUAGAGAAAUGAGUUCGCUGUUGGUCGAAAAAUUUGUUUUGAUUCGUCGACAGAAAUGUGACCUAGUUUCACGAAAAGUUUGAGGACAAAUUUGGAGUUCUAUGUUAGUGUAGUUUGAAAGUGGUUGGUGAAAGAUUCAGUUGGCUCUCAGCUUUGGACUUGGGACUUCAAGAUCUUGAAGAAGGUACAAUCAGACUGUAACCAUGACAUCUUCACUGAAAAUUGUCAUCCUACUCCUCACCUUCUACAUUCUGCCCAGCCUCUCAGAAGAAACCAAGAAAGCGUCCACCGACAACCAUGUUUCACAGCCGAAGAGCACAGCAGUGAUCGCGUCCAAGACAGACCUAGCCACAUCCAGCCCUAACGACAUUCUGAAGACGUCAUCCUCACCCAUACCCUGCACAUGUGGCGUGUUCAUGUCGGGGCAAUUCACACGGGGGUCACACAGUCAGCCCAAGGGCAACCCUGUACUCAUGCAUGAAUACGAAGAUGUCUUCCCGUGCACUGCCGUCGGAAAUAAACAGUGUAUCAACAAGUGUUUGGAUGUGCUGGCCAAGCAUCUCCACAACAGCCCUGCUAUUAUCUGUGGAGCUAUGGACAGAGAUUGCUACAAGGAAAGGGCCUACCUCUGGAUCCAGAACUGCAACAAGAAUUGGAUAAACUCAAACCUAUCAGCUGGAAGGGAAUACUGCUGCAAGAAUGGAUCACCCUACAAAUGUCCCUUAGCCUAAAUACAGCAUGAAUUUGAUCAGGAUAACGAACUUUCAAUUUAAAUUCAGCACGAAUUGAGCGUUAAAAUGGAUAAAAAUGAUUGAUUUAGUUUUAAGUGGUUUCUAGAUAUGUGUUUUUGAUAAACGAGUUUUUGUACUUAUUUUUGUAUUGUGAGUUUUUGUAGAAAAAUAAAUUCUUGAGAAGAAUUGAA
Messenger RNA from Nilaparvata lugens (brown planthopper), 1107 nucleotides. RefSeq names its product follicle cell protein 3C-1 (gene Fcp3C). The record is from RefSeq and is a predicted model, not a curated record. The transcript is spliced from 5 exons. Lineage: Eukaryota; Metazoa; Arthropoda; Insecta; Hemiptera; Delphacidae. Bases 389 to 916 code for a protein of 175 amino acids.